AUGUUGGAGCGGUAUAAAGCAGUGAGUCCAGUGGAUGGACGAUACAACAAAUACACAUUUGAGAUAUCAGAGUACCUCUCGGAGUACAGUAUUACGAGAAAUAGAAUACUGGUGGAAGUCAAAUGGCUCCGGUGCCUUAUAAAACUGGGAAUAGCGCCAGUGAAGCAGCUUUCGAAGGAAUCCGUGGAGAACCUUCGCACGAUUAUAGACAUGGAAGCUAGGCUUAUGCACGACCUAAAAGCAGUGGAGUACUAUAUUAGGAAACGAAUGGAAGAGAGCGGGCUGCCGGAGCUGAGUAAACUCGUGACCUGGGUCCACAUCUUCUGCACGAGCGAGGACAUAAACAGUCCGUCGUACUCAAUCGGAAUUAGGGACUGUAUGAACGUGCUAAUGAAGCCGCUGAUGCUUGAUGUGAUAAGGAACCUGGAGAGGGUGGCACUGGAGAAUGCGGACAAGCCGAUGCUAUCGAGAACGCACGGCCAGCCGGCAGUGCCGACCACGUUCGGAAAGGAGGUGGCCACGUUCGUGUACAGGCUGUCGUACCAGUACAAGAAGUACAUACAGAACGUAAGCGCGAAGUUUAAUUUUCGAGGUAAGCGCGGAAGAACGCAAGACCUUAACUCCGGUUGCAGAGGGCUCCUGAAGCUUAAGAACGUGAAGGGCGAAGUUGGAAGCAGCACGAUGCCGCACAAGAUAAAUCCUAUCGCCCUGGAGAACGCGGAGGGAAACCUGGGCAUGGCGAACUGCCUCUUCCAGUUCUUCAGCACGAAGCUGCCGAGAAGCAGGAUGCAGCGCGACCUCUCGGACUCCUCAGUGCUGAGGAACCUGGGAGUGGCAUUCGGGCACUCAAUGGUCGCCUACAAGAACAUAAUCACGUCGCUGGAGAGAAUGGGGUUCGACGACGAGGAGUCGGGGCGGGACAUCCAGGAGCAUUGGACGAUACUCUCUGAGCCGCUGCAGGUCUCCCUGAAGAUGAUGGGCCACAAGGACGCCUUCGAAAAGGUGAUGGUGUUCACGAGGGGACUAAAUCCCACAAAGGAGCAAAUGCGCAAGUUUAUCGAGGACAACUGUGGGAAGGACUCGAUGGUGAUGACACUGAAGCUGGAGGAGUAUACGGGCCUCGCCGAAAAGCUGGCGAGAAACGUUGUAAAGUAUGUACCAAAGGAGUAG
Molecule: messenger RNA, 1170 nt
Organism: Theileria orientalis strain Shintoku
Lineage: Eukaryota; Apicomplexa; Aconoidasida; Piroplasmida; Theileriidae
Product: adenylosuccinate lyase
Exons: 6
Coding region: 1-1170 (389 amino acids)
Biological process (GO): IMP biosynthetic process
Molecular function (GO): N6-(1,2-dicarboxyethyl)AMP AMP-lyase (fumarate-forming) activity
Source: RefSeq, a predicted model, not a curated record